Messenger RNA from Sphenostylis stenocarpa, 903 nucleotides. NCBI's taxonomy places the organism in Eukaryota, Viridiplantae, Streptophyta, Magnoliopsida, Fabales, Fabaceae. The record is from the annotation of a GenBank genome assembly.
AUGGAUUCAAGGGCCUCUUCUUCAGUGUCCAUGACUAUUUUCCUUGCAGCAAUCGUUCUUGCUCUUUUUCAUUCAUCAGAAGCAGCUCUGUCCAAGGGAUCUUUUGAGGACAAUUUCAGCAUUAUGUGGUCUGAGGAACAUUUUACUACCUCUAAAGAUGGACAGAUCUGGUAUCUCUCCCUAGACAAAGACACAGGAUGUGGGUUUCAAACAAAACAACGCUACAGAUUUGGGUGGUUCAGUAUGAAGCUGAAGUUGGUAGCAGGUGACUCUGCUGGCGUUGUGACAGCAUAUUAUAUGUGCUCCGAAAAUGGUGCAGGGCCAGAGAGAGAUGAACUUGAUUUUGAGUUUCUGGGAAACAGAACUGGGGAGCCUUAUUUGAUUCAAACAAACGUGUACAAGAAUGGAACUGGUGGGCGUGAGAUGAGGCAUAUGCUAUGGUUUGAUCCAACUGAGGACUACCACACCUACUCCAUCCUCUGGAACAACCAUCAAAUAGUGUUUUUUGUGGAUAUAGUUCCUGUGAGGGUGUUCAAGAACAAUGGGGAAGGAAACAAUUUCUUCCCCAAUGAGAAGCCCAUGUACUUGUUCUCGAGCAUAUGGAAUGCAGAUGACUGGGCCACAAGAGGUGGGCUUGAGAAGACAAACUGGAAAUUAGCCCCAUUUGUGUCAUCCUACAAGGACUUCAGUGUGGAUGGUUGCCAAUGGGAAGACCCAUACCCUGCUUGUGUCUCAACCACAACCAAAAAUUGGUGGGAUCAGUAUGAUGCUUGGCACCUCUCUGGUGAUCAGAAAAUGGAUUAUGCUUGGGUUCAGAGGAACCUUGUGAUCUAUGACUACUGCAAGGAUUCUGAACGCUAUCCAACUCAACCAGAGGAGUGUUCAUUGAGUCCAUGGGAUUAG